AUUUGGAAAAUGUCGGAAAUUCCGUGACCUGGAAGUACUGUGUUAGCGUUGCUGAAGGUACGAUGAUGACGCUGGUGAAGAAAGAUGGCAGCAGCUGGAAGAGCAAUUGUGCAGGCUGUGCGCCUUCACUCGCCACUUAUAAAGUUUCCUAAUCGCCUUAGUGACCCAAGACCCAAUGUCCAAGAGGUGCUGAAAAUGGGAGUUGCCGCAGCACAGCAGUCCAGUGGUACACAUAGUUCACCUAUGACCUCUGCACCAUCACCCCUGAUUCGCCUCCCGGGAACGUCGGAUACCGCUGCAACUAUCAGAGAUCUUCCCCAGAGGUAUCGAAGAAGGAUAGUUGCUCCAGAGGAGAUGGAAUACAUCCAGCGUGGUGGACCAGAGUAACAGACAUCUUCACUGAUAACCUGCCAAACCAUUCUCUGGAUAUUUGCUCAGUACUGUAUAGCUUUUUAGGAGCAUAUCUGCCAGAGAUUCCAAUAUAAAAUGCACAAAGAAACAUUUAUCUCUAGAUCCUGUUGGAUCAGAUCGCUGAAAUGUUUAUUUUUAUGUUCAAGCAGUGUUGAUAACCUCAAAUGCUUUUUUGAAUGUAUUGUGAUAUGCGAUGGGAAGUAUGCAGAUUCAAGCAUUGUCUAGUUUUCUUCUAAUAGCCUAUGUAUUAUGCAAAGUAAAGUGAAAAACUGUAAACCCUCCAUUGUCAUGGCUAUCAGUUAUCUACCUGAUAACAGCUACAGUGCCUUCAGAAAGUAUUCUCACCCCUUCACUUUUUCCACAUUUUGUUGUUACAGCCUGAAUUUAAAAUGGAUUAAAUGGAGAUGUUUUCACUGAUCUACACAAUACCCCAUAAUGUGAAAGUGGAAUUAUGUUUAUAGGAAUGGUUACAAAUGAAAAGCUUAAUUGUCUCGAGUCAAUAAGUAGUCAACCCAUGUUAUGGCAAGCCUAAAGUUCAGGAGUAAAAAUGUGCUCAACAAUCCACAUAAGUUGCAUGGACUCAACUUGUGUGCAAUAUUAGUGUUUAACAUGAUUUUUAAAUGACUACCACAUCUCUGUACCCCACACAUACAAUUAUCUGUAAGAUCCCUAAGUUGAGCAGUGAAUUUCAAGCACAGAUUCCACUUUGCGAACCAAGGUUUUCCUAUGGUCUGCAAAGAAGAGCACCAAUUGGUAGCGGGUGCAGUUAUUAAUUUUACACUUUGGAUGGUGUAUCAAUACCCCCCAGUCACUACAAAGAUAGUCGCCCUUUCUAACUCAGUUGCCACAGAGGAAGGAAACUGCUCAGGGAUUUCACCAUGAGGCCAAUGGUGAUUUUAAAACGGUUACAGAGUUUAAUGGCUAAUAUGAGAGAUUAACUGAGGAUGGAUCAACAACAUUGUAGUUACUCCAAAAUACUAACAUAAAUGACAGUGUGAAAAGAAGGAAGCCUCUACAGAAUAAAAAAUAUUCCAAAACAUGCAUCAUGUUUGCAAUAAGGCACUAAAGUAAUACUGCAAAAAAAUGUGGCAAUGAAAUUAGUUUUUUGUCCUUAAUACAAGUUUUAAUGUCACGUGCACAAGUACAGUGAAAUGCCAUUCUUGCAAGCUCCAAACGCAACAAUGCAGUAAUCUACAAAGCAUUAUGUUUGGGACAAAUCCAAUACAUUGCUGAGUUCCUCUCUUCAUAUCUUCAAGAAUGGUGGUGCAUCAUGUUGUCAUCGGCAGGGGAGUUUUUUUUAUAAAUAAGAAACAGAAUAGAGCUAAGCAUAGACAAAAUCCUAGAGGAAAACCUGGUUCAGUCUGCUUUCCACCAGACAUUGGGAGAUUAAUUCACUUUUCAGCAGGACAUUAACCUAAAACACAAGGCCAAAUGUUUUGACAUAAAUCUACUUGAAAAUCUAUGGUUGUCUAGCAAUGAUCAACAACCAACUUGACCGAGCUUGUACAAAGUUAACUCAGGGGGUGUGAAUAUUUAUGUAAAUUCAUUUUCCAAAAAAUGUCAAACAUUUCUAAAAACACGUUUUCACUUUGUCAUUAUGGGGAAUUGCGUGUAGAUGGGUUAAUAAAAAAAAAUCAUAUUUAAUACAUUUUUAACUCGGGCUGUAACAAUAAAAUGUGGAAUAAGUCAAGGUGUAUGAAUACUUUCUGAAGGCACUGGAGUUGCUUACCAGUGAAUGUUCCUGAGUGGCCUGGUUUCAGUUUUGACUUAAAUCAGCUUGAAAAUCUAUGGCAAGACUUGGAAUUGGCUUUCGAGCAAUGAUCAACAACCAACUAGACAGAACCUGACAAUUUUUUUUUAAGAAUAAUGGGCAAAUAUUUUUCAUUACCGGUGUGCAAAGCUUUUGGAGACUUACCCAGAAAGACUCAGCUGUAAUCGUUGCCAAAGGUGAUUCUAACAUGUAUUGACUCAGGGGGUUGAAUACUUAUCUAAUCAAGAUACAGGUAUAUUAGUGUAAUAUUUUGGAGGGUGGGGGUACUUUUUCUUCCACUUUGACAGAGUAUUUUGUGUAUUUUGUGAUCGUUUUCAAAAAAAUGACAUCCAUUAUAAUCCCAAUUUGUAAUACAACAAAAUGUGGAAAAAGUCAAGAGGUGUGAAGACUUUCUGAAGGCACUAUAUAUAUACUCCCUUCCAUAUGUGUUUGGACAGUGAAGCAAAAUUGUUUUAUUUGGCUCUAUACUCCAACAUUUUGGAUUUGAGAUCAAAUGUUUCAUAUGAGGCAACAAUACAGAAUGUCACCUAUUUAUUUGAAGGUAUUUUCAUACAUAUCUGUUUUACCAUUUAGAAAGGAAAACACUGUAUCUAGUCCCCCAAGUGAAUAAGUUGUGUAUUUGGACAAAUUUGCUUAUAGGGUAUUAAAGUAAUCAAAAGUUUA
This is a messenger RNA of Salmo salar (Atlantic salmon), 2845 nucleotides long. RefSeq names its product alpha-ketoglutarate dehydrogenase component 4. Lineage: Eukaryota; Metazoa; Chordata; Actinopteri; Salmoniformes; Salmonidae. The record is from RefSeq and is a predicted model, not a curated record. Gene Ontology annotation, cellular component: oxoglutarate dehydrogenase complex. Gene Ontology annotation, molecular function: oxoglutarate dehydrogenase (succinyl-transferring) activity. Gene Ontology annotation, biological process: 2-oxoglutarate metabolic process.